UCAUUAUGUCAUCACGUAUAGAAGAAUCUGCUGAAAACAGAAUUGGCAAUUUGUCAGACAAGUGCAUCGCUAACUUCCUCGUUAAAUCUGCGACCGGUUUGGGUGUUGGCGUACUAACCUCGGUUAUACUCUUCAAGAGAAGAACCUGGCCAAUUCAGCUUUUCACUGGUUUCGGUGGUGGAUACGCGUACUCUGAUUGCAAUAGACUAUUCAAUCCAUUGGCUAUACCUGGACUUAAAAUACAAAAGCCAGAAUAAAUUUGUACCUAAAACUCGUUGUUUC
This is a messenger RNA of Wallemia mellicola CBS 633.66, 282 nucleotides long. RefSeq names its product DUF543-domain-containing protein. The record is from RefSeq and is a predicted model, not a curated record. NCBI's taxonomy places the organism in Eukaryota, Fungi, Basidiomycota, Wallemiomycetes, Wallemiales, Wallemiaceae. The transcript is spliced from 3 exons. Gene Ontology annotation, cellular component: mitochondrial inner membrane; MICOS complex; mitochondrion. The coding region runs from base 6 to 257 and encodes 83 amino acids.